Messenger RNA from Fimicolochytrium jonesii, 798 nucleotides. RefSeq lists its product as uncharacterized. The transcript is spliced from 2 exons. The record is from RefSeq and is a predicted model, not a curated record. Lineage: Eukaryota; Fungi; Chytridiomycota; Chytridiomycetes; Spizellomycetales; Powellomycetaceae. Bases 140 to 775 code for a protein of 211 amino acids.
GGGAGAGUGGUGGAAUGCGCCGAAACCUGUGAGUAAGAUCGGGAAGAGCGGGUGGGAGGAUGAGAAUGAAGUGAAGCGAAAGGGCAAGACGAAGCUGAGUGGCGAGAGUGCACCGGGAAGCAUUGGGGAACCAUCACGGAUGUCGGGCGAAACGCGCAAACAGCGGCGAGCGAGAUUGUAUGGGACGAAAAAGAACGCGGACGAAGCGGCGGGCGCGGAGCACGGCAACGAUAACAACACCGAAGGCAAAGUCGACGCGGGAGGAGCGAAAACGGUGCAUGAAGAUGCCAACAAAAACGAAGAAGAAACGGAAACCACCGAGAGCGACGAUGGACCCCACACAUUACAAUAUUCCCGCAUCGACCCAUCCCUCAAAUCCACGUACCGGUUUCGCCGCGAGGACGCCCACCAACCCCCCACCACACCCCUCCUCCCCCUCCCUUUUUCCUCCCACAACCCCUUCUUCCGCCACACCCACCGCCACACCCUCGGCCUCUUCCAAACCUCGUCCCUCGACAACACCCACGAAUUCUUCGUCAUCACCCCCCUAGGCCUAUUAUGCACGUGGGCGUAUGCCGACGACAUGUACGGCGGGUACACCGACACGGUGCCGCGGCUGUACUUGGCGGAGUAUACGGGGGUGCUGGAGUGGGGCGGUGGGGGCGGCGUGGAGUGUUUGAGGGACCCGCGGGCGAGGUGGAGAGGGACGUGGACGGGCGUGUUUGUGAGAGGCGUUUUGCACGUGUGUGAGAGGCGGCGCGGGAGGGCGGCGUAGCGGCGUACGGUUGAUAUACGCAC